This is a messenger RNA of Trypanosoma cruzi, 1434 nucleotides long. RefSeq lists its product as uncharacterized. The record is from RefSeq and is a predicted model, not a curated record. Bases 1 to 1434 code for a protein of 477 amino acids. Gene Ontology annotation, cellular component: membrane. Lineage: Eukaryota; Euglenozoa; Kinetoplastea; Trypanosomatida; Trypanosomatidae. The transcript has a single exon.
AUGCUGGAGCCAGACAGAAGUGGAAAGCCUGUGGAUGCGGAUGAAAUUCAUGACACGCCCCAUGCAGAAGAUGUGAGAAAUGUUGUGGAAGAUUCCGCCAGUGUUGAACCUGCUUUGGCUCCUCCUCCUCCUCCCUCCGCCGAAGAAAAUCCAUUGGAGGCGUCCAUCUCGGCUAGCUGCGCCCGAGCCAAGGUCGGUUACUUCGCCAUAUAUGCUGGGCUUUCGGCUUCUCCGUACUAUGGUCUUUUGCUUGAGCACAGGGGUUUUACGCCUUUGGCUGUUGGGGUACUUAUUGCUUUUAUGCCAUUUAGCGUCAUCAUUUUGCUUUCCCCCUUGUCGUAUCUGGCAGACCGAUAUCAAUGUGCAAUGUCAAUUCAUCUGUGCGCUUCAACAGUUUCUGCGUUGCUUUUGUUGUUUGUCAUACCCUCAACUUCACAUUUUCUUAUUGCUGGUCUCAUGAUGCUACACUUUGCUUUCCGUGUGCCUGUGGGACCAUUUAUGGACCAACGGACCAUGUCUAUUCUACCUCCGGAUAGAAAAACAGAAUGGGGAAAGAUGCGUUCCUACGGGGCAUAUGGCUGGGCGUUUGGUGCUCUAACGAUUUCCGCACUUAUCAGUCGGAGUGAUUGGUGGGGGCUUGCCGUCAUAUAUUGUCUGGGUAUGGCUACCGCAAUGUACAUUGGCUUCACCAUUGUCCCACAUGAUGAGACGGAACGUUUCCAAAGGAAAUUUGUUGAUGUCCUACGUCACGUUUUGUCACACAGGCGGUUAUUGGUUUUUCUUACCGCUCUUUGUUUUAUGGGCAUGGGGUAUGCUAUUAUCAACACAUUUUUGUUUAUUUUUCUCUAUUCUAUUGAUGCUCCAACGAUACUGCUUGGUUUAUCAGUUAUUAUGACAGUUGUUGUUGAGAUACCACUGUUUCGGUCCUCCAAGCACGUCCAUGAGUAUUUCACGGAUCGGCAACUACUAUGUAUGUCAAUAUUUGCAUGGGCAGUCCGAGUAACUGGAUACUCUUUCUUGUACAAUCCUUGGUUUGUGCUAUGCCUAGAGCCAUUGCAUGGAUUGACUUUUGGCUUUAUGUGGUUGUCUGGCAUGCACUUUGUGCGGCGAGCUUUUCCAAAAUCACUUUCUCACUCCUCCAUUGGAUUUCUUAGUGCUACCGCGUUUGGCGUGGGACCACUCGUUGGUAACAUUGUCGGUGGCUCACUCUAUCAGUACUUGGGUGCACGUGGGAUGUUUCGUUUCAUGGCAUUGUGUAUGCUUUGCAUUAGCGUUGUGUUUCUGCUGCUUGACAGACAAUUGGAGCACCUCGGGUACAGUGUAGAGGUAGAAGAGGAGGGGGAAAUGAAGGCAAAAGAUGUCGUGGUGGAAACUUCUCUCUCCACAGCAACAGCAGCGGCGGCGGCGGAAGUUGACGGGGAGACAAGGGAAUGA